Molecule: messenger RNA, 1266 nt
Organism: Syngnathus acus (greater pipefish)
Lineage: Eukaryota; Metazoa; Chordata; Actinopteri; Syngnathiformes; Syngnathidae
Product: zinc finger protein 771-like
Exons: 5
Biological process (GO): regulation of transcription by RNA polymerase II
Molecular function (GO): RNA polymerase II cis-regulatory region sequence-specific DNA binding; DNA-binding transcription factor activity
Source: RefSeq, a predicted model, not a curated record
ACUAAAACAGAAGCGUGUCGCCUUCCGUUCGGCUGCAUCAGAUAAACACGCUGCAGUGAACCAGUAACAUUCGCUACACGACAACCGUAACGACGAAAGAGUGUGAAAAUGUCUGCAAGGACCACAGCAAAGUACGUGGAGGAAAAGGACCGUAGUCGUCGACGACAGGAACAUCUUUGGCUGCAGCCUUAUGUUGUGUUGCGCAGAGCAGACAUCAAUGAAGCUAUUCGUCCUAAGCAGAUGGAGCCAGAGCGCACUCGCAUUAAAGAGGAAGAUGUGGGCAAAGAGGUCCAUCACUUCAAUGAACAAAUGGAGCAGAAGUUUCUUUGCACCAUAAAAGAGGAGGAAGAGCCGGAGCAGCCUUGUAAUAAAGAGGAGGGAGAGGAUUCCUGCGACAUUAAAAAGGAGGAGGAAGAGGAGGAUACCUGCAAGAUACCAUUGACUGGCGUUCCUGUGAAGAGUUUAGAUGAGGGUCAACAUGAGGUGAGCAAAGGGGCGGAGCCUCCAAGCUGCAGCUCAAGUCAACAAAUGACUAGAGAAGGUGAUGGAGACCACUGUGGAGGAUCACAAGCAGCUCCACCAUCAGAUAGUGAUGAUCUGUCGUCACAUGUUCCUGCUGCUGCUGCUGCUGCUGCUUCUGAUGAUGAGUCUCAAAACAAACACAGGCAAUGUUCUCAGUGUGGGAAAUGUUGUGCUAAUAACAGUGUUUUGAAACAACACAUGAAAAUGCACACAAAAAAGAAAAACUUUUCCUGCUCAACUUGUGGCCAAAAAUUCGCUCAGCAGGGAACCUUAAAAAAACAUACAAGAACCCACACUGGUGAGAAACCUUUUUCAUGCUCAGUUUGUGGCCAAAAAUUCAGUCAGUGGGGACAUUUAAAAAGCCACACAAGAAUCCACACUGGUGAGAAAUCUUUUUUCUGCUCAGUUUGUGGCCAAAGCUUUUCUGAGAAGGGAAACUUAAAGAGUCAUACAAGAAUCCACACUGGCGAGAAACCUUUUUCAUGCUCAGUUUGUGGCCAAAAAUUCUCUUGUAAGCUUGUCUUAAAAACGCACACAAGAAUCCACACUGGUGAGAAACCUUUUUCAUGCUCAAUUUGUGGCCAAAAAUUCUCUCAGCAGGGAACCUUAAAAAGGCACACAAGAACCCACACUGGCGAGAAACCUUUUUCCUGCUCAGUUUGUGGCCAAGAAUUCUCUCUCAUGGUAAGCUUAAUCAGGCACACAAGAACCCACACUGGUGAGAAACCUUUUUCAUGCUCAGUU